GCAAAACAUUGGACAGCAGAAAGAAAAGAGGUAUCGUACUCAGAAGCCCACUGCGAGUGUUGGUUAACGUAAAGAAUAAAAUAAAAUAGGGCAUCACUGCUUGUUUUUACGUGCUUUCCACUACAAAUUUAGAUGGUUUGAGAUCCAAGUUGUCGUCUGAAAUCUCGUACGACACUGCCACUGUUCGAUAGAUGCUGGUCCUCCUUUCCAUUUUAAACGAAGUGGUCAUUGUGUCGAAAGCCUAAACGUGACUGUUUAUCCGAAUCGCUAGACGAAAAGAGAUUCAAAAAUUUCAAAAUCCUGGGUGAGAGAAAAUGAGCGAAAUCGGAAUCGGUGUCAAAGCGAUUAAUCUGUCGUCGACGACGCCGUCGCGCCAGAAGAAGGGAGUGACAACCGAGAAACCUCCCCAGAAUGCUCCGUCGUCUUCUUCCGCGGAGGACGAGGAAGGAAGUCCAAUCAGGCACAUUGUAUGUGUCAAAAACAAGGUCGAUGUCAAACACUUUGAGGACGUCGAGGACUGCUUCAUCUUGGAUUUCGACCCCUUUGAGCCGGUGCAGUUCAAGUUGUCCGUUUCGGAUAAUGGUGUUGAUGGUCACGCUGGUUCUCCCGAUAUCGCUGUUGUUGCUGAGAAAGGACAGGUUGCUUGUAGAGACUAUCCACAUUCAAGACACCUCUGCCUGAAAUUUCCUUUCGAGACGACACCCCAUGAGAGCUACUGUGAGCUGUGCUACUGCUAUGUUUGCGAUUCUGCUGCUCCAUGCAUGUUGUGGAAACUAUCACAUUGCCACGCCGCUGCGCACAUUGGUGACUGGAAGUGCAAAAGGAUGUUGAUGAAGCAGCAAGCCGCGGUGAAGAAAUGAACAAAGCUCCCGUUGUUUAGCCGUAUUGCGGAUAACGAUGUAUGAGAAAUACCAGAAAAGUGAACUAUUGUUUUACUAGUAGGCGGUCAAGUUCAUGUAAUUUUGUUCAUAGGGAGGGUACUUGAAAUGGCUUUUGUUCUGACUCGAAGAGAUGUAUUUACUAAUGAACUUACGAUGUUGGUAGAAAUGGAAUCAAAUUUGAUUAGUUCAA
Pyrus x bretschneideri (Chinese white pear) is the source of this 1071-nucleotide messenger RNA. RefSeq lists its product as uncharacterized. The transcript has 3 exons. The record is from RefSeq and is a predicted model, not a curated record. The coding region runs from base 315 to 860 and encodes 181 amino acids. Lineage: Eukaryota; Viridiplantae; Streptophyta; Magnoliopsida; Rosales; Rosaceae.